AUGUCGAAGCUUCAAAUGGAUCGUAAUUCUAUUGAGUUAACUAAUAUACCCUUAAAUGACUACUAACCAGAGAAGUCAUUGCUUUAUUAGGAACUAUUACUAGAAGAUAUUCCUGAAAAUGAAUCCAAAGACUACUCUUACAGAGGUGGGUAGUCAUUAGGAGGAGUAGCUCGAGAAAACAUGACAAGUCGCAAGCUAUUUUAUGAAAAUAGGAAGUAAAACCAGUUACUCAUUUCAAUUAAUUGCUCAAAAGCUGUUGAUAACUAGAACUACAAAGAGCAAGCUAACUUAAUUAGACACUAGUAGUAGUAGCUUGUAGGGUCUCUAAGAAGUUAAUCUAUUGUCGAAUCAAAUAAAUAGGUUUUGCUGAAUCAGGCAAGGGGUUCGAUUAAUAUUCAUCAUAGAUAAAAAAGUUACAACACUUCAUUUUACGGAACUAAUCCUCACACUACUCAUCACAAUAAUUUUGUCUAGAUUGAUGAACUGCUCCAUUAAAAUAAUCAAUCAAGAGCCACAAGGAUCUCAGGAGAUAUUUUAACUUAAUUUAGAAUUAGCAAUUAGAAGAUCUAGGAGAUGAGAAUUAGUUAAGAUUUCAAAUAAUCAAAGAGAGAUCGAGGAUCCUAGUUAAACAAGAGUGUGAACUUGAAUUCCACAAAGAUCAAUGUUUUACCAAAUCUUCUCAAAGAGUCCCCAGAGAAGCAAAGUAAUCAUAGAAAAUCAUAAUAAAGAGUAGAGAAGGACAGUAUACUAGAAAACACAGAUUCUUUGGUAGAUUCAUCAAAGAUGUUUAUUAAAAAUAAGCAUAGCGAGUAAAAGGUUAUGUACAAUCGAGCUAUGAAUAAACUCAGGAAUUUCUUGCGCUACAAGGGAUAUCCUAAUACUACACUCGAAUAGAGUAACUAUGGAUUGUAUCAUUUUCAUAUUGAUACUUAGGAUAAUGAAAUUAAGUUAAAUAAAUUUGAAACAAAUCCGUCACAAAACAACUCUUUUAUGAUGAAUAACAAUAGUAGUGGUUAUGAAAGUAAAGAUUUGAAUAGCAAAUUCAAAUUAAAUGAGGAUUCUCUGAAAAUAGACUUAGAUCAAGUAAAUGAGGUGAAGAAAAUGAAAAGAUAGGAGACUGAAGAUUACAUUUCAAAUGAUCUCAUAAAAAACUCUCCAGCUUUCAGGUAGAUUCAAAGAAAAAGAACCAUAAAGAAUGAUCAAUUCUCUAUGAACAUAAAGCCAACGUCAAUGGCUUUAGACAAUGACUUUAGUUCAAGAGAAGUCUAAGCUAAAAGAGAAGCUAAUCAGUAAAAGACCAUAUUAUACAUUAAAGAGGUUGAUGAUAAUGAAAGGGAUUUUUUAAAUAUGGAAUUAAAGGAGUUUAUACAUUUAAGCAUUGAUGAGCUAUAAUAAGCAUACAAUAGAUUAAUAAAGGCUGUUAAUCCAGUCUUUUCAGGUAGUGUUGACACACUUGUGAACAGGCUUGAUUCUAAAAAAAUAAUGAGUUUUAAUGAUACUACUCCUGGUUCUUUAAGGGUGAAAGCAGCAAUGCAAUAGCAAUAGCAGUAGGAGCAUCACAGUUAUAACGAGAUUGAGUCAAAUCUAUUAAAUUAAUUAAAAACCUGCAGGGAACAGCUAGAUAAGAAAAAAUUGGUAUAUGGAAUGUGGUCUAUUCUGGGAUAAUAAGGAUCCAUUCCUGACUCUAGAGAAGGAGCUACUGCUAUUAUGGUGGAUAAUAAUCUCUACAUUUUCGGAGGAUUUUCAAGAGAUUUAUUCAAUGAUAUGAGAGUAUUUGAUCUUCAUACUCAAAGGUGGAGAUUAGUAAGACCAAGCUAGGCUCCUCACCAAAGAUUUGCUCAUUCCAUGACUUAAUAUGGCAAUAAACUAUUCAUCUUUGGGGGUGCUGGUCCUUAUAUUGCCUCUAUAAAAAUGAGGCUUAGUUUCAAUGACGUUUAAGUCUUUGAUAUGGAUAAAGAAAUUUGGCUUAAAGAACCAGAUAUUGAGGGGGCUCCUAAGAAAAGGCAAAAUCACAUUUGUGGAUCGAUUGGGCCAGUAAUGAUUGUUCAAGGAGGUUUUAACACUGAAUCUAAGAAAGUGUUAAGUGACUUUGGUUUGUUUGAUAUGGAAAAUUUAAAGUGGCUCGCAGGAAGAGUCUAUUUCGAAGGAGAAAGAAUAGACGAUAAAACUUAGGCCUAUGAUGAAUUUUCCGAAAAUAUCCUAGGAUUCAGAUAAAUGCAUUCUGCUACUACUGUCGUAGAUACAGAUUUUUAUAGGGAAAACCCACAGAUGAAGCAUUCAAAGUUUAUCUGGAUGCAUAAGAGGCCAUCUAUUGAAGAAGAUGAGAAUCAUGGCAACAAGUAUAAAAAUUUUGAUGAGGGUAUUUAUAUCUUCGGAGGAUAGAACUAACAAAAUCAUGCAUUAAAUGAUCUAUGGCUAAUAGAGCCAUUCUAUGACGAGAAUCAAAAAAAUCUAAAUCCAAAUACCUUUGAAUAUGUAACGAAGCCAACACUAGCUAUAAAUAUCAGAAAGAUCGAUGAUAUUAAAGGUAAACCUCCUUGUCCAAGGAUCUAGCACUAGGCUACAUUAUUCAAAGAUUGGAAUAAUCAUAACCUAUUAGUAAUCUAUGGAGGGAGGAAUGACGGAUUAUUUGCUAAAACUCAAAAUGUUGCGAUGAAUGAUAUCUGCAUAUUUAAUGUGAAUAAAAAGGAAUGGCAAGUGCUAGCAAUGUAUGGAUAGAUGCCUUGCUCAAGGUGGUCUCACAUAUUGACCAUGAAUGGAUCAGCAAGAAGCGAUGGGUUCUUAGUCUUUGGUGGAGUUAAUCUCAAAAGUUAUUGUAAAUCCAGAAUAUAUCAAUUCUAGAUCUGGAAUCAAUGGUAUAAACAUAAAAAGAAUCUUUAUAAUCAUCAGAAUACUUCACUUAAAGAACCAGACGAAAAAUAUGAAAUGCUAAAUAACAAUGUAAAGGAUAAAAUAGAUAUCAUUAAAGACCUCCUUAUCAAACCAAAGAAAUAGAAUUAGUGA
Messenger RNA from Stylonychia lemnae, 3003 nucleotides. The record is from the annotation of a GenBank genome assembly. NCBI's taxonomy places the organism in Eukaryota, Ciliophora, Spirotrichea, Sporadotrichida, Oxytrichidae.